GUUAGGUGCUUCAAAGUUGGACAAAAUGAUUGCCCAACUUUAAUUAUCUUUAACUCAGCUUUUGGUUUCAGCAAUCCUCUACAGUCCACAUUGCUUUACCCUCAUUCUCUUUUCACCUCCUCCUGUUUUCUUCUUACUAUUAGAUCCUGAAGAAAGAACAACUCAUAGAAGGGAGAUUGUGUAGGCUGUAUUGGUGAGGUUGGAAUUGAAAGACAUGGCAUCAUCAUUUGCAGGAACAACCCAAAAAUGCAUGGCUUGUGACAAGACUGUGUAUUUGGUUGACAAAUUAACUGCCGACAAUCGUGUCUACCACAAAGCUUGCUUCAGAUGCCAUCACUGCAAAGGAACCCUCAAGCUUGGCAACUACAAUUCCUUUGAGGGUGUCCUUUAUUGCAGGCCACACUUUGAUCAACUUUUCAAGAGAACAGGCAGUCUCGAGAAGAGCUUUGAAGGGACACCAAAGAUUGUUAGACAAGAGAAACCUGUUGAUGGCGAGGUAAUUCACUUGGAUUAUAUAUGCUUUUUAUUAAUCAUACAAGUAUUUCCAACACAAAUGAUUAUGAGAUGCUUUGUACAGAAACCCAAUGCAGCUAAAGUCUCAAGUAUGUUUGCUGGAACCAGGGAGAAAUGUUUCGGCUGUAAGAAUACUGUUUAUCCAACUGAGAAGGUUACUGUCAAUGGAACUCCUUAUCACAAGAGUUGUUUCAAAUGCACCCAUGGAGGUUGUGUAAUUAGCCCGUCCAACUACAUUGCUCAUGAAGGCCGGCUGUAUUGCAAACACCAUCACAUUCAGCUCAUCAAGGAAAAAGGUAAUCUAAGCCAGCUUGAGGGUGAGCAUGAAAAGGAUUCCAUGAAUGGAAAAGAAGCUGCUGCAAAAUCAUAAUCUGCUGCAAUGUUUCAGUCCUUUCUCUUUGUCAUCCCAUUUUCUUCUGCCCUCCAUGCUGCCAGUGAUCAUAAUCAUUUUCCCUGCAGUCCAAAAGGCUAUAUGCUAAGACGUGAAAUUUUUGGUAUUUAAGUUGAAUUCCUGUGUGGUUUUGUUUGGCAUGUUAAAUACUUCGGUGUACUUGUGGAUGCUGAGUUGAGACACCAAGAACCUUUUGAUUUACAAUGUAUACUGUUGUGAGACGUCUUGAUGUGAUUUGUGAAUUCGUAUUGCAUCCUGUUAGUUUUAA
Molecule: messenger RNA, 1172 nt
Organism: Mangifera indica (mango)
Lineage: Eukaryota; Viridiplantae; Streptophyta; Magnoliopsida; Sapindales; Anacardiaceae
Product: LIM domain-containing protein WLIM1-like
Exons: 4
Coding region: 215-883 (222 amino acids)
Biological process (GO): actin filament bundle assembly
Cellular component (GO): plasma membrane; actin cytoskeleton
Molecular function (GO): actin filament binding
Source: RefSeq, a predicted model, not a curated record